Molecule: messenger RNA, 5909 nt
Organism: Magallana angulata
Lineage: Eukaryota; Metazoa; Mollusca; Bivalvia; Ostreida; Ostreidae
Product: kin of IRRE-like protein 1
Exons: 17
Coding region: 1762-3900 (712 amino acids)
Biological process (GO): cell-cell adhesion
Cellular component (GO): cell-cell junction
Molecular function (GO): cell adhesion molecule binding
Source: RefSeq, a predicted model, not a curated record
UCAAUUUUAAUGACAUAAUGAAAGAAAACAUUUAAUUAUUUCCGUUUCAGGGGGAUUUUUUCCUAAUUGGUGGUGGAAAAAUCCUUUUCUUGACUGACAUUUAUUUCCACUACGUGUCAAAAUUUCAGUUGCGAUGGUUCCAUAAACCUCAAUUUAUCAUGCAAAACAGCACUCUUAAUGAUCAUUAAAGAGGAAGCCUUUGUUUCCAGAAUAACAACAGAAACAGAAUCAGAAAAGAAACAAUAAUUGUGACAUAACAGCAAGAUGUGACAGAAAAGAUCUGAUUUUUCUCAUUCUCCGCAACUAAUUAGUCACUUAAAUUUUGAAAAUCUGUCACAUGACUUCAGAAACAAUACCAUUUUGUUCCAUCUUGUGUCUCUUGUAAUCAAGGUAUAAUCUGAUUUUGAAUUGCACCUUCUUAAUUGAGAAGGGUAGCUUUAUCCAUUGACAUCCUGAACAGCAAGUACAGAGGUGAAUUGGUUUUUUCAUGGAGACUUUACAUGCAAAAGGGCCAUGUCGGGAGGAUCUGCUGGCUAAUUAACUGACUCUCAUUGUAAUUAAGUUAAUGACAAAGAGAGGCUAACAUGGCCCCACAAUUCCCUGCUAAUUGGACACUGAUGAAGCAUGUGACACUAAACACCUGGUACUUCCCCAAGACUUUAUGGCUUUUUUGGAAUCGUUAAGUCAACACUGAAAAAAAUACAUUGAUCAAAAAUUGCUUAAGUUUCAUCCAAAUUAGAAUGUCAAGUUCAAUUUAUUUGAAGUUUCUGGUAUUGAUAUUUUUUUGCAACAGUGAAAUGAAAAUCUGAGGUAAAUAUUUUCUGAUGAUUGACUGAUUCAAAGAGGAACAGGUAAACAGUAAGAGGUCCAAACUUUUAGAUAUAUAAUAGCAGAUGUAUACAACAUUAUCCUAUUGAUGUACAUAUCCUUAAAUCUGCAGAUGUACAUAUUGGGGUCCAUUAGCAAAGGAACAUCCCAAAGACCCCUCCCAAAUUAUAGAAAUCAUCUGGUCAAGGAUGACUUUAAUUGACAUCUGCCCCUUCACCUUAAAACCUAUUAGGGCAUGGCACCCAGCACACAAUCCCAGAUAACAAAAGACCCCCUGCAAUGCGACUUGAGCCCCAGAGGGGCAGGAAAUUAUUUUCAAUGAUUGGUUAUGGAGAUGCUUUAAUGCUUUAUUGAAGGAAAUCAUAUGGGCUUACUUGCUUAAGUAUGGUCUUUUGUGGAAAAGUGAAUUUGGUGAAGGGAUUUCUCCACUGGUUUCUGACAAAGCUGAUUUUUCAUGUAAGAUGAAGAGGAUUUGAUGUUGCUCCAAAUUAAAUGAAGUGUGGAAGUUUGAUUUAUUGACAGUUAUACAGAUCAUUCAAUGUGUGAAGAUGUGGUAAGCUAUUGACCAGCUUCAGGAGAUAGGAUUAGAGUUUUCACUCCAAAAAUCACAAUUGCCAAUGAAAAUUCUCCGGGAUUGAUGGUUUGUUUGGAAAUAUAGUAGAUCCAGUGGAUGAAGGAUAGUUCUCUCAAUGUUUUCACGUACUACAUGUCACACAGACCUAGUGAUACACGAUACCGAGGAUUUAUCAUUCUAAGGGAUUUAUUCGUAACAGCAGAGACUUCUGCUUGGUGUGGUGAGAUUGCAAUGGUGGUGAGAGGAACAUGGGAUAUGUGAACAGACAAACAGAGUGAGGGAAUCAGAGGACAGACAGUUUCAAAGUGUAUCUCUUUGCAAAGGAACACCAGCCGAGCUGCUGAAAGACCACACUGUAGAUGAAUGCCAUGGCCCGCUGUAUCUCCCCACUGGUUCACAGUCUGGUGUUAGUAAUCCUGUGUCAGCAAGUAUUCGGAGGCCAAGAUUUGGUGGAAGGACCAGAGAGUGUAAAGUCCACCAUUGGAGGCCGAAUAUUACUGAAGUGUAUUGUAAAGAAUCGCUCCGGGAUCGUACAGUGGACUCAGAAUGGAUUUGGUAUGGGGAACGAUAGAGACUUGCCACCUUACCCCCGCUACAGAAUGGUAGGGGAAAGGACAGAGGUCAACAAUGAUGUCAUAGAGGAGUUCAGUCUGGAGAUUACAGACGUCCAACUAGAGGAUGAUGGGAAAUAUAAUUGUCAGGUGACUCCGACAGAUGAUGACCCCAGAGUGUUGCUGAGUGAUGAGGUCACUGUCACAGUCAUAGCUCCUCCAAACCAGGUGCUGAUAGACGGGGGAGACAUCAAGUCCCUGGUGCUGGGGGUCCCCACCAACAUCACAUGUAGAGCGGACGGAGGGAAGCCGGCCCCUGAGAUGCUGUGGUAUAAGGAAGGGACUGGAAGGAUUACAAACAAUACAUAUACGAUAGCCACGACCAAUGAAUCCACCAAGGUUACAGAUGUUAUCAGCAUUGUGACCUUGAAAGCAACCAAUGCUGACCAUGAGAAGAGAAUUGAGUGUCGGGCCAAAAAUGAAGCUCUGCGAGAACCAUUGAGCACCUAUGUGACUUUAAACGUGCAAUAUAAACCCAGAAUCAACAUGAGUCAUAACAUAAGUCGACCAAUGAGAGAGAACGACUAUGUCAGGUUCUCCUGCGACGGUGACGCCAACCCGCGAGAAGUCCACUGGAGGUGGUUGAGGAAUGGACACACGAUCGGAGGACAGACACGCAGCUAUCUGGACAUUGCCCAGAUUUCCAGCGACUAUCAUCAGAACACUAUAACCUGUGAGGCAACUAACAUCAUCGGCAGCACUGUGGCGGAAAUCACGCUGGACAUUCUCUAUGAACCAAAGUUUAUCGGGGUCAACCAGUACAUUCCUGUUGACCUGAAUAAAUCUGUGACCUUGACCUGUAAUGCAACUGGUAACCCCCAACCUCAGAUCCGCUGGCGGAGGUCUGACAGCCAGGCCCCCCUCAGUGAGACCACGACCCUCACCCUCUCUAGGAUCGGCAAGGAAGACCUUGGCAUGUAUAUCUGUGAGGCCAGCGCUCUGUAUGGGGCUUUCACUACCAAGAAACUUGAUGUCUAUCUUCUUCUCAAAGGUCCCCCUGAAAUUAAAAGUAAGCUCAAACAGUUUGCUGAGCCGGACCUUGAUGGGAAGGUCUCCUGUCUAGUCCGCUCUGUUCCUUACCCCGACCAAAUUCUGUGGAUCCGGAACAAGAAGAUCAUUGACUACGCCCAGUCCGGGCGAUACUCCAUCACCCAGACACAGAUGGCGGACGGGGUGGAGAAUAUCCUCCACAUAUCUCACCUGACCCCAAGCGACUUUGGGGAGUACAUCUGCACCGUGUUUAAUGGCUACGGGAAUGACACAAAGACCAUUGUGCUAGCAGAGACAGAGAGCCUCCAUCUGAGUUACAUCAUCGGUGCAGUCUGUGGUGGUGUGGCCGUCCUUCUGUUUAUCGCCGGAGCCUGCAUUCUGUAUCACCGAUUUAAAUCCUCUGACAAUGGUGAAAACAAAGAUAUCAUUAAGGAAGGUGUUGAAACCGAUAAAUCUUAUGCAGAAACCGACAGCCACACAGAAUUCAAGAAACGAGAAAAGUCAGAUUCGCCGUCAGAUUUCACAAAAUCCACGUUAAUGGAUGAAUGGAGACAGAAUCUAAACUAUCACUGCCCCACAGAAUUUGAUGAAAUAAACAACAUCAAUAAUGUUUAUAAUGACCCCAGACUAAACACCAGUGGGUAUGGUACGUUGAAGUCGGACAAUAUCAUCAAUGGGUAUGAGAAUCACAACGGGCACCUGUUCAGUGACUAUACCCACCGCAGUGAUGAGUCAUUCCCUGUGGAAAAUAUGAAUGGCUACAACACCACAAACUAUGGAACCAGUACGUUUCGAAGUGGAUCUCGGACGGACUUCAUGAAGCCUGAUUACAGUGGCGACCCCUACCGGCUACCACCAGCCAAUCUGUCAACCACACAGCUUGCCACAAAUGUAUGAGAGCGGUAACACCGCAGAUAAUACCUUAUCAUCUGUCAUACACCACAGCUCAUAGAUAUCCAGGAUGGCUGGUCCAUUAGUAUACAUACAAUGCAAGUACUUCAUCUGCUUUCCAUUUACGUGCCGAAGAUGAAGAAAUGACUUCUACUGUGUAGAUGUGAAAGUGCGUGAGAAAUCUUGACUCAUUAGAUGCUCUGGUUAUAGUGAUGUUGGGAAGAAAUAAUUUCCAAAUGAACUGGAUGAAAUCCUUAACUCUGACCAUAAAAAAGUCAAGGGGUUAUUGACAAGAAACAGACUUGUAAAUUGCCUGUUGCUUUGUGUGUGUGAUAUUUGAUGGUGUGUGUUGUAGGCUGUACAUUAUAAAUGCAGUCUCUGAUACAUAGGAAGAUCAACGGUUCAGUCAGAAGCAUGCUGUCUGCAGUCUCCGAUACACUGAGAGAUCAACGGUUCAGUCAGAAGCAUGCUGUCUGCAGUCACUGUUACGCAGAGAGAUCAACGGUUCAGUCAGAAGCAUGCUGUCUUGGUCAUGUUUUGUUAUUCUAUUGUUUUCAGAAAGAAAAAAAACACUUUAGUGCUAUCUCAUGUCCUUAUGUGUGUUUUUAUUUUGCAGAUGCUCUAAUUCAGUAGAAAGUUUACAUCUAUUUUUGCCAAGCAAAUUCAUUUGAUUUGAAUCAAAAGUUGAUUUUUUUGUCAUAGGAAAUCCAGGUGCUUUGUGGCCUGUUGUAUUUGAUCUCUGAUCUGCCAAGAACCAAUAGUCAGACAGCACAGACAUUGGUUGUAGAACUUGUAAAACAUUCCAGUUAUUUUACAGUUUAGUGCCCUUUUUAGGUGGAAUUAUUUUAAUUUGUAUCCCAUCUUCAUCUUGUAUUCAGAUCAGCUAUAUGUGUGAUAUGCAUGAACUCUUGUUUUAAUAUUAUGUUGAAACAAACUGCUGAACUCCAUAGAGAUAUAGGAUCACAGUUCACAGGACACAGGCAUUGCUCACAUCAACACAAAAUGGUGACAAGACCACACAAAAACUGACCACAUUGUCAUAAACAGCGGCCAUACUAUCUUACACACAGAAAGAAUUACAUCACAAAUAUAGGCUCAUCAUCAUGCACACAAAUUGUGGCUAUAUCAACUAAGAAUCUACGCAUAAGGUAUAUAUAGUUAUUUUAAAAUAUUGUUAAUGAACAGAGUUUGGUCCCAAAACAAGGGUGAACUCUAAACACGCACAUCCCUACCAAUAUCGUGACACACGCAGAUAUUACCACUCACGUCACCUAACUUUACAUGAUGCCAUAUGUCACACUUCUUUCACCAUAUGUCACUACACACACAUUGUGAAGUUGAUCCUGUCAUAGUGUGUUCUAAUUUGAUGCUUGAUCAGUGUUUUACAUGUACUCUAUGCAUAUAUAAAUGUACCAACCCUGAAUGGACACAAAAUCACCGGUGAUUAUACCACAAGUGGUGAGAGGAAUUCAGAAACAACUCACAAUUCUAGUCAAACUACUCACUGAUAACAAGGAAACAUUCUACCUAGAUGUAUGUACUUUCAGUUGUAAAAAAUUUAGAAAACAUUUCUUGAAUGCAUGAAAAAUUUUUUCUCUGUUUAGUCAAUGGCGGUGUGCAAUUCUCGUUACUUUCUGUUUUGUGAAUGGUAUUACUAACCGUGUUCAUGGAGUUGAGUUCAGUCCCAUUUGUUUUUAUUUUAUUUGUUUAAAUGUGUUAUAGUCAUUUGAAGAGAGAGAGAGAGAGAGAGAGAGAGAGAGAGAGAGAGAGAGAGAGAGAGAGAGAGAGAGAGAGAGAGAGAGAGGAAUUAAAAGGUCACAAAUUUUUACUGUCUUUUUUAUUACCUUUUUGAAGAACAAAAGAGAUGUCCAUAUUCAUGUAUGUAGGCGUAUUUAAAUCAAUGAUCUAUUUAAUUAACUAUGUUUCAUUCUCACUUGUCUAGAAUGUUUGAGAUCACAAAAUCAAAUGAUAUAUAAACAAGAUUGAGAAGAAAUAAAAUCUUGUCUAAAGAAUAA